AUGGAUAUAUACAAUAACUUCACUGAGAAUUCGCUUCCCGCGAAUGCAACGCUCCACUGGACCCCCGUCGCUGCACCCUAUUUCCUUCCAUGGUGGACAUCGGUCAUAGGAGGCGUCCUAGAUUUGUUUCUAGCAUGCCAUAACUUUCUCUCCAUCUUCCGCCACAAGAUCAUUUACCAGAAGCCUCCUCACGGCAUUGCCAAAUGGAAUGUAUUCACACCACCUGGCCGACACUUCACCCUCGCCUUCAUCAGCCUCGCAUACACUUUUCUGCAAACCACAUUCAGCCUCCUACACAUCGCCAUCGAAGCUCACAACAUCUCAAGCAUCCAGCGUGUUAGCGGGGGCAGCUAUUUGAACCUCCUGGCCUCACUAGGCACGGUGCAGAGCCCUACCGUCCGGACUAUUCCAUUCCUCUCUUUCUUCGCCAUCCUUAACGCAAUCCUCUCCAUCACAAACUUCACCCUUCUAUCCUUCUUGCCUCACAUCGGCACUACGUCGUUUUGGGAGAUCUCAUCCAAUGCCUGUAUCGCCGAUGUGUGCGACGCUACUUCUCCAUACUGCAAUUUUGAGGUCGGUGGGCCGGGGAUCUUCGGCCUCACCUCUGACACCCUUACGUCGGCGACUUGCGUCAAUGCUAAUAAAACACUCACCAGUUGGGGUCAGGGGUACGGCGGCUCAGCCCUGAGUUCGAUAUAUACCAUCUUCUUCGUUGUCACGAUGGGUAUUAUCCUCCUCAUCAUGGUCACAGGCGAGCUUUAUCUCAAGUCAAAAGGUGAUUUCACGCCGACAACAUUACUGGCGACGCAACAUGCCACCACCAAGACCAAAUACUACCAUAUCCCGCAAAUCGAUAAUGAUAAAAUAAACCAACCGGGCAUCGAACCCACAAUACAUGUAGAAAGCGGCCAUCGGCCUGUCGUAUUGAGGGUUAACCCGUGGUUCACUCUCAGCUUCUACCCAAUUCUUUUUGGGGUUGUCGUGUCUAUAGUUCUGGCGUCUAUUAACUGGUAUAAUUCAUACAAUGUCGAUAAUAGCACACUGCAGCUAAUCGUGACGAUAUGUCCGACUGUCUCAGACACAGCUGUGAAUGUGCCCGAGGCUGAUCUGCCGGCUUGCGCAAGUGUUGGCGUUGUGAAUUCUAUGACGCUGGGCAUAUUGGAGUCGAUUAAAGCGAAAGGAGCGGCGAUUGUAUUACGCCUAUUGGCGCAUCUUUGA
Messenger RNA from Talaromyces proteolyticus, 1218 nucleotides. RefSeq lists its product as uncharacterized. The transcript has a single exon. The record is from RefSeq and is a predicted model, not a curated record. NCBI's taxonomy places the organism in Eukaryota, Fungi, Ascomycota, Eurotiomycetes, Eurotiales, Trichocomaceae. The coding region runs from base 1 to 1218 and encodes 405 amino acids.